GUGAUCGUGUCUAGUUUCAUUUCAUGCAGAUAAGGGGUGGACGAUGGACACUAAUGUACAAACAGUUGUCCCCGGCGAAGCCUCGGAGUCGGAUGACGAUGAUGUUGAUGCUACAAUGACCAAGAACACAACAGAUUCUGAACAAAUAGCCACAGUGGUGUCUGGAGAAGCUUCAGAGUCUGAAGAGGAUGAGACAGAUGUCCCAACUAAUAAACAAGACAAGCCGGAACUUCCACCUCUCAAAGUGGACACUAAUGGUAAAGGAGACAAUGAUGACAUCACCUCUGGGGACAGAGUGUCAACACCCACCUCUCCCACCUCAAGGACUGCUGAUGUCUACAGACCUAAAUAUGACACGUUGCUUCACAGAAAAUUAAGGGAGAGGAAUAACUCGUUGCGUCAUCAUAUGGUUGAUGCUGUUCACCAGGCCUAUCAAACAUCCACUAAAGACCUCCACAACACAGCACAGCAGCUUCACAAGUCCCAGAGCGUUGUCAUGGAUAUUUCCCACAACAUGAGACUGCUGACUAAUGACCUGUUCUAUCUGGAGGAUAAGAUUGACAUCAUAACCACAUGUAAAAUACUGCCUGACAUCAACAUAGCUGUGCCUGGUACAGAGACUCCUGGUCCAUCAACAUAGCUGUGUCUGGUACAGAGACUCCUAGACCAUCAACAUAGCUGUGUCUGGUACAGAGACUCCUGGUCCAUCAACAUAGCUGUGUCUGGUACAGAGACUCCUGGUCCAUCAACAUAGCUGUGUCUGGUACAGAGACUCCUGGUCCAUCAACAUAGCUGUGUCUGGUACAGAGACUCCUGGUCCAUCAACAUAGCUGUGUCUGGUACAGAGACUCCUGGUCCAUCAACAUAGCUGUGUCUGGUACAGAGACUCCUGGUCCAUCAACAUAGCUGUGUCUGGUACAGAGACUCCUGGUCCAUCAACAUAGCUGUGUCUGGUACAGAGACUCCUGGUCCAUCAACAUAGCUGUGUCUGGUACAGAGACUCCUGGUCCAUCAACAUAGCUGUGUCUGGUACAGAGACUCCUGGUCCAUCAACAUAGCUGUGUCUGGUACAGAGACUCCUGGUCCAUCAACAUAGCUGUGUCUGGUACAGAGACUCCUGGUCCAUCAACAUAGCUGUGUCUGGUACAGAGACUCCUGGUCCAUCAACAUAGCUGUGUCUGGUACAGAGACUCCUGGUCCAUCAACAUAGCUGUGUCUGGUACAGAGACUCCUGGUCCAUCAACAUAGCUGUGUCUGGUACAGAGACUCCUGGUCCAUCAACAUAGCUGUGUCUGGUACAGAGACUCCUGGUCCAUCAACAUAGCUGUGUCUGGUACAGAGACUCCUGGUCCAUCAACAUAGCUGUGUCUGGUACAGAGACUCCUGGUCCAUCAACAUAGCUGUGUCUGGUACAGAGACUCCUGGUCCAUCAACAUAGCUGUGUCUGGUACAGAGACUCCUGGUCCAUCAACAUAGCUGUGUCUGGUACAGAGACUCCUGGUCCAUCAACAUAGCUGUGUCUGGUACAGAGACUCCUGGUCCAUCAACAUAGCUGUGUCUGGUACAGAGACUCCUGGUCCAUCAACAUAGCUGUGUCUGGUACAGAGACUCCUGGUCCAUCAACAUAGCUGUGUCUGGUACAGAGACUCCUGGUCCAUCAACAUAGCUGUGUCUGGUACAGAGACUCCUGGUCCAUCAACAUAGCUGUGUCUGGUACAGAGACUCCUGGUCCAUCAACAUAGCUGUGUCUGGUACAGAGACUCCUGGUCCAUCAACAUAGCUGUGUCUGGUACAGAGACUCCUGGUCCAUCAACAUAGCUGUGUCUGGUACAGAGACUCCUGGUCCAUCAACAUAGCUGUGUCUGGUACAGAGACGCCUAGUCCAUCAACAUAGCUGUGUCUGGUACAGAGACUCCUGGUCCAUCAACAUAGUCAUUAUAACAGCACUAAGUAAAGGGCUUUAAUGUCUGCUGUGUUAAAUGAAUGUUAUAUACCAACCUUAAUUACUUGUUUAUAGAUUUCAGUAAUAUGUCUUUUCAUAACAUUCCUAUGCUGAUUGUAUUUUGUGAUUUACUGUAAAGUGAACUGUUUAAGCAUGGACUUAGAUAACAAUCUAACUCUGUGGUUUAAGUGAAUUGUAAUAUUUACACCUCACAGGGAGGCGUUUAAGUCAGCCAGUAAUUUUUGUUGAUGAUAAUCAUCAAUGUUCUAGAUUUCUUUUAUAUAGGACUUGCACACAUAAUGCACAAAAAUAAUUAGCAAAAUCAAAAUCUCCUGUUUCGUUUCCGCAAGGCUGAUGUCAACAGCACUAUACAAAAUAUAAAACCUGACCAACUCUAUCCUUACAGUAUAAACACACACAAUGGCAAUGAAUCAACAAGAAAGGAAAUUUAAACCAGUAUACUGAGAAAUGUCACAUGCAGCAACACUUACCAGCUAGCAUGUUUCUCUCUAUUUCGAUCAAACAAACACAUUUAUAUGACUGAUGCAGUGUAUAAUACUGUCAGAGUUAAUUUAUACGACUGAUG
Messenger RNA from Mizuhopecten yessoensis (Yesso scallop), 2528 nucleotides. Its product is annotated as biogenesis of lysosome-related organelles complex 1 subunit 3-like. NCBI's taxonomy places the organism in Eukaryota, Metazoa, Mollusca, Bivalvia, Pectinida, Pectinidae. Gene Ontology annotation, cellular component: BLOC-1 complex. Bases 44 to 640 code for a protein of 198 amino acids. The record is from RefSeq and is a predicted model, not a curated record. The transcript has 6 exons.